Messenger RNA from Diatraea saccharalis (sugarcane borer), 1881 nucleotides. Lineage: Eukaryota; Metazoa; Arthropoda; Insecta; Lepidoptera; Crambidae. The record is from the annotation of a GenBank genome assembly.
AUGAGAUCCGAGCUCAUACCCCCCACCAUUCCGGACUACGUAGGGACAGAGGGCCAAAUGGGCCUCUUCAAAGGCUCAACCACGACGCUCGACGGUAUAGGCCUAAGGCCGAUGCCUGCGGAGCGGCCAAAAACGCUCAAAAAACUGAAGUCAGUAUACGACGCUUCCCCAACUGAGCCACCACAGCCCGUCAACACGACCAACCUGAGCAGCAAUGGGCAGUCUCAGGAGCGGAUCAACGGCGCCGAGGAUGAAGUCAGGAGGCGCAGUAAUACCACCAGCUCCACACAGAGCGGGGACAAGUCGCUGUCGAUACUUAGCCCAUUUGAUGAGCAGGAGGAAUGGGCAAAGAUAUCGGAGAUAAUGGCCUCCUUCGGCAGCAAGCUGGUCCGAGAGUCCGUCUUCGUGUCAGAACUAGAGCAGGAGUUCACUUCCCGGCUGGGCUUGAGCUGCUCGGAGUCCAGCCUCAGCCCGUCGGUAGCAUCGAACUUGGGACAUUGGUUGGCAGGCUUAGGGCUACACGAUUACGAGUCAUUGUUCCUGGAAAGCGGUUACGAUGACAUUGAUUUUGUUAACGGAAUCUUAGACGAGAACGAUCUCCGGGAAAUGGGCAUUGAAGAAUCUGAUAGGCAGAAAAUACUAGAAUCAUCGAAGCAGUUACCUCUUAAAAUUACACGAAUCAGUAAUAACCACAAUAAUAAUAAUAUAAGUAAAAACCAAAACGAAACUGUAGACGAAUGGCUAAGGAAUAUUAAUCUAGAACAAUAUAGUGAUACGUUUAGAAAACAUUUGUAUGUAGAUAUGGAUAGAGUGAAGAGAAUUUGGGAAGUGGAAUUGACUGCUGUACUGGAGAUACAAAAAGCUGGACAUAGGAAAAGGAUUUUAGCAUCAGUCUCCGGUGAACAUAACGGACCGGCGGCGAACAAAACGGAAGAUAUCAAUGCUGAUCUUAAUACACUGAAAAACAAUAUUCAGCAGCUGAAAGAGGAAAUCAAAGAGAAGUUACCGUCGGAAAACCUGAAGCCAGUGCCACCGCCAGUGGUGCCGUCGCUAGCGCCACCUGGCGGAGAGACAUUGAAGCGCAGUAAAAAGAACAGGCCCGCACCGCAGCCGCCUCGACCCUCGGACCUGGAGAUCAGGGCGCCGUCAGAACUGCUGGUCGGUGUGCCGGGUGCUCUAAAGACGCAAUGGAAACACCAACCGUUCGUCCUAGUCACCGGUGCUGUUACCUACGUAGCUAAUUAUCUAGGAUCAACGGUGGUGAAGGAGCUUCGUGGUACAGAGUCAACCAAGAAAUCUAUACAGAAACUAAAGAAAACCAAAGAACCGAGGGAUUCCCCCGACAUUAUACUGUCGAUCAGCUACCGAGGUGUCAAGUUCCUAAAUACUAUAACUCGGGAGUUGGUCUGCGAACAUGAAAUUCGUAAUAUCCACUGCGCUUGCCAAGACGCCGACGACCUGACACAUUUCGCGUACAUCACCAAAGAUCACGCCACCAAAAGCCACUACUGUCACGUCUUCAGAGUUGCCACCAUGGAUCAAGCGACUGAAGUGAUAUUAACGCUAGGCGAAGCUUUCGAAGUGGCAUAUCAAAUGGCACUCAGAGAACAAUCCAACAGAACGAGAGUUACCCAAUCUAUGGCUAAGACCCCGACACACGAUCCGAUGACCACAUGCAAUAAAGAAAAACCUAACAUCAAUCAUGGCCGUUCACAUUCCAUAACUGAAAUAAAAUUAAAUGGCCACCAAUUGAAGAUAGCAGCUAUACCUGCAUCUUUGUCUAACGAAGACUUCCAAGCGUCGAAUAGAAACUCGGAUGGCUCCAAAAGUCCUAGGACACCCUUAUUGAAGGCUCCCAUCGCGUCAACAGAGGAAUUGUGA